Molecule: messenger RNA, 1814 nt
Organism: Ictalurus furcatus (blue catfish)
Lineage: Eukaryota; Metazoa; Chordata; Actinopteri; Siluriformes; Ictaluridae
Gene: akr1b1.2
Product: aldo-keto reductase family 1, member B1 (aldose reductase), tandem duplicate 2
Exons: 10
Coding region: 176-1126 (316 amino acids)
Cellular component (GO): cytosol
Molecular function (GO): aldose reductase (NADPH) activity
Source: RefSeq, a predicted model, not a curated record
GGGGCCGUACACAUAUUACAGCCUGAUCCGUGCAUGUUUUCGGUUUGCCCGCAGUUGUUAUAUGACUAGAGUCAGGUGACGCUGCCUCCUGCACCAGUACUAACCUGAACCAGUUCACUUUAACAGUUAGAGUUAUUAUUUAGUCAUAAGAGGAGAAAGGUGAAUCCUGUCGAAAAUGGCAACUUCAGUGAAACUCAACACCGGAGCAGACAUGCCACUUGUGGGUCUCGGUACAUGGAAGUCUAAGACAGGCGAAGUGACACAAGCCGUGAAAGCCGCCAUCGCCGCGGGCUACAGACACAUCGACGGAGCGUUCGUCUACGAGAACGAGAAGGAGGUCGGCGAGGGGAUCCAGGCCAUGAUUAAAGAGGGCGUGGUGAAAAGGGAGGAGCUGUUUGUCGUCAGCAAGCUUUGGUGCACCUUUCACCAGAAAUCAGCCGUAAAAGGGGCGUGUCAGAAGACCUUAAGUGACCUGCAGCUGGACUACCUGGAUCUGUAUCUGGUCCACUGGCCAAUGGGCUUUAAGCCUGGAUCAGAACACUUCCCGCUGGACAGUGACGGUUUUACCAUCACUGAUGACACCACUUUCCUGGAGACCUGGGAGGGAAUGGAAGAGCUGGUGGACGCGGGGCUGGUGAAGGCCAUCGGCAUCUCCAACUUCAACCGAGAGCAGAUUGAAGCCAUCCUGAAUAAACCGGGCCUCAAAUAUAAACCUGCCAACAACCAGAUCGAGUGCCACCCUUACCUGACGCAGGACAAACUGAUCUCCUUCUGUCAGUCGAAGGGGAUUACAGUGACCGCGUACAGCCCUCUGGGUUCCCCUGAUAGACCAUGGGCUAAACCAGAAGACCCAUCGCUGUUGGAGGAACCAAAGAUCAAGGCCAUUGCUGAGAAGCACAAGAAGUCCACCGCUCAGGUCCUGAUCCGCUUCCAUGUCCAGAGGAACGUCAUCGUGAUCCCGAAGUCUGUUACCCCGUCACGCAUCAAGGAGAACUUCCAGGUGUUUGACUUUGAACUGAGCGACGAUGAAAUGAAGACCAUUUUAAGCUUCAACAGGAACUUCCGGGUUUGUCCCAUGCAGUGGAGUGUGAAUCACAAGGAUUUUCCGUUUAAUGCCGAGUACUGAAACUGAAGACGAUUACUCCAAAAAGGAAAAAAAUAAAUAAAUUUCACGAAACAGCAAGGCUUAUGUACACUGUUCUGUUUUAAAUGCUUGAGCUUGAUAUUUCACACUGAAUACUCGAACAUGCAUGAAAGCACUUGCUUUUAAUUCCUCUGUCUUUUUUUUUUCCUCAGCUUUGGGUACUGUGUUUAUUCAGGGUGUACGCCUCAUUCGCACAAAAAAAAAUUUUUCUGAAUGACGGAAAACGUGACUUUAAUGCUGGAAAGUCGAUAGAAAUGAUUCUACUGGAAUACUAAUCAAGUCAAAUGAAACAGAAAGGACGUGUAAUUAAUUAACGGCUACCACCGCACCAGACAAAAUAACCCGAAGCCUCCUUUAACGUUUCACUUUAUAUUUAACUAAACUGAAAUACUCUUAACGCACUUAGCGAGAAUGGAAAUUUUGUUUAUGCGGAAACUUUUGGUUAACCCUCGUAUGUCUGAAAUUAUUUUUAUUACCGCGGUCUUAUUGUUCUCCACACGCUGGUGUGAUGUGGUUUGAUUUGAACACUCCAUGCGUCUGAUUUCAUCAGAGUUCAUCUUAACUGGCUGCUUUUGUUUGUUUGUUUGUUUGUUUUUUUAAAUAAGUGUUUUGACUGGAUGAAAAUUAAUUUUAGCUGAUUUUAUCCAAAAAUAAAGCUGAUGCAUCAAGA